This is a messenger RNA of Phaethon lepturus (White-tailed tropicbird), 969 nucleotides long. It is a transcript of the gene SHCBP1L, whose product is annotated as SHC SH2-domain binding protein 1-like. Lineage: Eukaryota; Metazoa; Chordata; Aves; Phaethontiformes; Phaethontidae. Gene Ontology annotation, cellular component: meiotic spindle. The record is from RefSeq and is a predicted model, not a curated record. Gene Ontology annotation, biological process: spermatogenesis; male meiosis cytokinesis. The transcript is spliced from 10 exons.
AUGGAGCAGAUCGGUGUGAGGGAACGGAGGAUUAGGAUAGAGGUUACUUGCAAACCUCAGAGUUCAUCGUGUCAGCUCAAAGUGCCCGUAUCUUUUGCUGAACCAUUUUACUCUCAUUUUGAAAAUACACCAAGAGAACUGGUUGACAAUGUUGUGGAGGAACUGGAGCUUUGCGUAACAUUGCUGGAAGCCUGGCCCGGAGAGGGACAGAAGACACCCUUUACAUUCUUCAGUGACAUCAUUUGGAGGGGCUGGGAUGAUGAUGAAACUUGUGAGAAAUAGCCAGCUCUGGUCGAGGAACUAUUCAUGCUGCAAUCGAUUCAUUAUUGCAGUAAUGUUAAAGAAGAACUGGCAGCCGGAGAAGCUGAGGAAUACUGGAAAAAUGAACUGGUACGGCUAUCUGAAGUGCUGACGACAUGGAGGACCUACAUCUCCGUAUGGGUGAAAGAUUUUUCCAUGGACACUUUGCCUCAGCAACAGGGUAAGUUGGACGUGGCUUUAGAAAGUUGGUACAGUGGAGACCACACGGUUGUUUUCCCAGGAGAAGACAAGGCUGUGAAAUCAUUCCUGUUAACUAAAGACAUUAUUAUUGCACCUUAUGUCCUGAAAACAACGCAGAAAACCGGAAAACCAGAAGAAACCACGAUUGUUUCUGAACCCCCUCACGAGAGCUUUGUGGUAUCAAGAGCCCAAGAUACAAACCUAACGCACUUUAGGUCAGUACAGCAGAAAACGACUGCGUACGACGGCGUGAAGGAGCUGGCGUCCGCGCUCACCGGAGCUUCUCUGACGUUCACAGAUAGCGAGGUUACUGGCGCUCAGAGCACUGGUGUUGAGCCAUAGCCAAGAAGCACAGACAUCUUGGAAAGUAACAAAAUUCGUCACUGCAAGAGUAUCAGAACCAGUGAGGCCUCACAUCAUAGCCUGGGUGGCAUCCAUGUUAAGGUUGUUCCUGCAGAAGAAAAAUGA